Molecule: messenger RNA, 4735 nt
Organism: Fundulus heteroclitus (mummichog)
Lineage: Eukaryota; Metazoa; Chordata; Actinopteri; Cyprinodontiformes; Fundulidae
Gene: fam20ca
Product: FAM20C golgi associated secretory pathway kinase a
Exons: 10
Coding region: 802-2511 (569 amino acids)
Biological process (GO): protein phosphorylation
Cellular component (GO): Golgi apparatus
Molecular function (GO): protein serine/threonine kinase activity
Source: RefSeq, a predicted model, not a curated record
GCGUUUCAUCCCUAAAGCUCGCCUUUCAUGCCACAGUGGUGCUGCUUGUAUGUGCGGGGACGCAGCCAAUCUCUCCUUCGUGACGCCACCGAGGCUGGGCUCAGAUGUCUAAGACUGAACAGACCCACCCUGGACGAGCACUUGGAGGGGGGAGGACGAGGCGGUGCUGAGGGGACAAAAUCACGACCUGGAUCGCAGCACCUGCCAGGGCGACUCUCACUUCAGCGACGCUCGCAGUAAGGAAAAUAAGUGGGGCAGCAUCAGAGCAUCUCGCCCGAUAACCUGCUCUCUCUUUUUUUUUUCUUUCUUUUUUGCGGAUUUUUUCCUCAAUUCCUAUGAAUUAAUAUCAGACAUCAUUGGAAAGCUUUAUUCCAGCGGACUUCAAAGCUACCUCUGUUGUGACUUCUAUGUUUUUAAACAGAAAGCAGUUAUGGCUCGUUUGAUGUCUCUCUCCGCGCAGGGAAGCAGGUUAAAGGAAGAGCAUCGAUGCGUUUAACGGGACCCCGCUCCCCUUUGUUACAUCCUCUGAAACAUUUAUUCACCCCGCCGUCCUCCUGACACCACAUCCAGCUCAAGAAAGCGAUCCACGAAGAGCACUUUCAAAUCCCAAGUCCACCUGUCAGGACGUGAAGAUUUUUGGACCAUAAGAAAUGAUACAAGACUCCUAAAUAUGAUGGGAUUUUCUGCGCCUAUUCCAAGUAAAAUUGUUAUAGAAGACCAACGUAGUUGUAUGGCUUCUUUCUCAUAGCCGGAUCCAAAAGCUUGCUCUAUUUAAAGGAAAGACAUUGACCGUAAAUAACCAUGAUAUUGUUUCGUAAAUUCAGAGUGUUGAUCCUCAUGGUGUUUCUAGUUGCGUGCACUCUGCACAUCAUGAUAGACUUGCUGCCAAAGCUGGAGAAGAGAGCUGCGGGAGCGGACGGCGAGGAGGGCGGCUGCCAGUGCGCGCAGCACCCGGGCAGGGAGGCGCAGGGCUGGGGGAAGCAGCGCGCCAGGUCGGCCGCCGAGGCGGGCUGGCCUAACAAGCACACGCUGAGGAUCUUGCAGGAUUUCAGCAACGAGCCCAGCUCCAACCUCACGUCCCACUCGCUGGAAAAGAGCACGGCCGGCGGGGACAGAGCCGGGGACCCCCGCGGGCGGACGGGACCGUCGGCGAAGGAGCGCAAGGCGCUGAUCGGGGACGCGAGCGGGGCUCGCACCGCCUCUGCCCAGGCACUCUCCCGGUUGUCGGCUUUGUUUGAGCAUCCCUUAUACAAGGUUGACCUUCCUCCUCUCACGGAUGAUGAUACUUUGUUUAACGUCAACAAUGACAUCAGGUUUUACCCAAGAGCCACAGGCAACCAGGGAUGGCAUAACGAGGAGGGAGCCGAGGACGAGGAUGAGUUUUCUCCAACGGCUGAGGCAACAGCAGAGUCCUACCCCAACUGGCUGCGUUUCCACAUCGGGAUCAACCGAUAUGAGCUGUACCCCAGGCACAGCCCCGUGCUGGACUCCCUGCUGAAGGACCUGGUCACUCAGAGGAUCACCAGUGUGGCCAUGAAAUCUGGAGGCACCCAACUGAAGUUGAUCAUGACUUUCCAGAACUAUGGACAAGCGCUGUUCAAGCCCAUGAAGCAAACCAGGGAGCAGGAGACGCCUCCAGAUUUCUUCUACUUCUCCGACUUUGAGAGACAUAAUGCUGAGAUUGCUGCUUUUCACCUGGACAGGGUCCUUGACUUUCGCAGAGUGCCUCCUGUGGCGGGGCGACUUGUCAACAUGACAAGCGAGAUCAGAGAUGUGACGCGUGACAAGAAGCUGUGGAGGACCUUCUUCAUCUCGCCAGCCAACAACGUCUGCUUCUACGGUGAAUGCUCCUACUACUGCUCCACUGAGCAUGCUCUGUGUGGUAAACCAGACCAGAUCGAAGGCUCGCUAGCAGCCUUCCUACCAGACCUGAAUCUGGCCAAACGCAAGACCUGGAGAAACCCCUGGAGACGCUCAUAUCACAAGCGCAAGAAAGCAGAGUGGGAAGUGGAUCCAGAUUAUUGUGAUGAGGUGAAGCAGACACCCCCAUAUGAUCGUGGAACCAGAUUGCUGGACGUCAUGGACAUGACCAUCUUUGAUUUCUUAAUGGGCAACAUGGAUCGGCAUCAUUAUGAAACUUUUGAGAAGUUUGGAAAUGACACGUUUAUCAUUCACCUUGACAAUGGAAGGGGAUUUGGAAAACACUCACAUGAUGAGCUGUCCAUUCUUGUGCCUCUCAGCCAGUGUUGCAGGGUCAGGAAGUCCACUUACCUGCGUCUCCAGCUCCUGGCCAAGGAAGAGUACCAGCUGAGCUCAUUGAUGGAGGAGUCUCUGCUGCGAGACCGUCUGUCCCCUGUCCUCAUCCAGCCUCACCUGCUCGCUAUGGACCGGAGGCUCCGGCUGGUUCUGCAGGUCGUGGCGGACUGCAUAGAGAAAGAGGGUUAUGUUAAUGUUGUGGAGGAGGACCUCUCUGGGGACACAGCCAAUCACAGGGGCCCUGGCCACAGGUAGUGAGGGCGAAAGUCUUCCAGGGUGACAACACUGACAAGUAGCCCUAAUGGACCACAUGCAGCGUUGGCUGUUUACCUAUUGGGAUUGGACCAAAAAUCCCACCUCUGAAAUCAAGCUGAAUUCAGUGAAUUCCAAGACUGCCAUCAUUGCCUCUAUAGAAACUGCUCUUAGGUGUGUUUAUAUCAAAAAUGUAAAAGAAACAUGCUCACGUGGAGGCUUUAUAACUGACAUAUACAGCCAUAUUUCUUUUGUUUAACUGUUUCAGACAUAGAAUAACUUCUGCUGUGUUUUGAUUUAUGACAUGGUAUGUUUUGUGUGUUUUUAUAAAUACAUAACCAAAUGCAAAACACUGACUAACUGAAGGGCAUAUAGUCAGACAAUAUAAGCUUUAUCAUUUAUCAUGACGUAUCAGAAGACUUUGUUAGAAAAAAAGCUAGAUUCAUUGUUUUCAGUGAAUGUUCCAAAAACUAUGACAUGCCUGGAAACUAACAUCUUAUAACCUGGAGAAUAUGGGUAUGUCCACACAGUGUGUUUCUAAGCUUUAUUUCCCUUGGCACAGACUUGCAGUAAAACAAGCUUAAUUUUACUACCUACUUCUGAAAAGUAUAAAUCUCAAACCCAAUUUUUAUUUUACAGUUGUACAAUAAGAACUUUGACUUCGCCUUAGUUUUUUUUUUUUAAAUGUCUCCUUAUUUUGUUUAUCUUGCACUACAUGCAUUAAAGCAAACAACAUAAAAAAUAAAUAGAUAAACUUAGCAAACCAAAAAAGCUCAAUAAUUCUGGAAUACCACCUAUGUCCUUUAAUUUAUAAAAAAAGAGACCUGACAUUUGUUUGUGUAAUCAGCCUAGAUGUAAUCUCAACUUUUCUGGAGUACAAAGUAAGUUUUCCUCUAUAUACUUUCAUUUGAUAAGAUUUGAUGGUCAAUUUGUAUUUAUUUGGUGCACAAAAAAGGUAAUACCCGUCUGUCCUGAGUUAUAUAUUCUACUUUUGAUUCAGAUACUGCAAAAUACAGUAUUCAUCAUAAAUACUUUAGGUAGAACUACAUAAUAAUAGAUAAAGCUUUCCCAGAACUUAGAGGUUAUUUUCCUGGAACUUCCCAAAUCUUUUAGGAAAUGUUCCUGUUAAUUACAAACAGGUACUCUCAUUGAUCGUUCAUGGACCUUACCAGAUACUUUAAGGAACUUUCAUUAAACUUUCAAGAAACUGAUCAUGUACUUUCAGGAACAUACAAGGCACUGUCUGGAACUUUCAUGAAAUGUACUGUUGUUGUUUUUUUUGUGCAACUUACUGUGUACUUUUAGGAACCAGUAAUUAUGGUGGGAUGACUUGUAACAAAAACUUUAAUUGGGUAAAACAAGGCAAGUUCAUUUGUAUAGCACAUUUCAGUAACAAGACAAAUCAAAGUGCUGGGGUAUACAUUCAAUUGUCCCAGAACCUCCAAGGUGCUUUCAGAACUUUUAUGGGAAUUUCCAGGUAUUUUCUUGCACUUUGCAGGUUCCAUGUAGAUCCAGCAAUGUACCAAGUUACAAGUCAACUCAUAAUGCAGCCUGCCUCCUGAAAGUACCAAGGAUUUUCCAGUAAAGCGGCAAAAAGGUUUCAGGAAAGUUGCUGAUAAGUUCUGGGAGAGUUCACAUCGAAGUGCUGGAAAGUACCUGGUAAGUUCCAGAAAAGUUCUGGAAAGUAUAGGCUUGUAUAACUAUGUAUUGCUAACAUAUUUUGUAAUUGUUUACCACUGAGACUGACAUUCCAUUGGAUCACACAUUUCUGUUUAAAUGAAACCAAACAAAAACCUGUUUAAUUUUAGAGAUUAAUUUGUGCAAGUGUUGCCAGUGCAAUUGUAUUUGUAUUUGUUUUUCUCCUAAGAGUCCUGUGUAUUGGCUAACCCGGUACUUGUGCAAUGCCAGAACUACAGUACUUGAAUGUGUUUGGGUUGGCAGUAUUAACGGGAUUCCCAGAGCUACAAACAGUGUGAAGAUGACUUAAAAGAAGAGCGUCUGGGUGAGAACAGAAAACUAUUCGCCUCAUCCAGAUACAGGGAUAACCAUUGGACACUGUUUCAUGUUUUUGAUAUUUUCUGUGUAAAUACCUAUAAAUAUUUUGAAGAGCUAUCGAGCUGCACUGCACAGUAGUUUGCUUCUGUUUUCUGCUCUUGCAUUGUUACUGUGAAGUUUACAACAUGAUUAAAGUGUGCAAUAAAACAAAAAGGGACCACAGUUGUCUUUA